This is a messenger RNA of Oncorhynchus keta (chum salmon), 1159 nucleotides long. RefSeq lists its product as uncharacterized. The transcript has 3 exons. The coding region runs from base 192 to 803 and encodes 203 amino acids. The record is from RefSeq and is a predicted model, not a curated record. Lineage: Eukaryota; Metazoa; Chordata; Actinopteri; Salmoniformes; Salmonidae.
UUAGUGUUGCUGAUGAUAUGCUGUUGGGGGUAAUAGCCUACGAUCGAAUGCGGGAGCCAACAGACUGCAUGCUUCAAGUAUUGUUGCGCUUACAGUCGCAUGCACUUGUAGCCCGCAUAUCAACUGGGAAUAGGUUAUUUGAAGUUCAAAAGUACAGUUGAUUCCUGUCGUUGAUAGUUCUUAGAUACGAAAUGGAUGCCAAUCCAUCCUUCUCGCUGGCAUGUCUUUACAGAAGCGAUCCAAUUUAUUCCCUCUGUGCCUCAGAUUUAAUGACCGCUUCUCAAACUGUGAACAAUAAUUUCAUAAAGGAACAGAAGCAAUUUAUGAAGACUCUGAAGAGGCUGGAGCAGCAGCAGCUUACCUGCAUGCGUCAGCUGAACGAGGAGCAGAGGACCUUUGCCUUCGUCAUGAACAAGAGGCUAAGCCAGAGGGGCGCUACGAGGCCUCAAACGCUCCCCUCCAGUUCAGUCUCCUCUUCUAUCGUCCCUCUGUCCAUUAGGGGGUCCCAGUCUGCCCCGGCUGCUCUCGCCACCCGCAAUGGGGCCAACAGAGUUGGCAGUGCCAAGAGCGCCAACGGCAGAGUCAAGUUUGAGCAGUCUUCUUCCAGCCUCUCGCCGUGGGCAGUGAAAUUACAGAAGAAGAGCAUGGAGAUGCAGGACAGAGAGGCAAGGGAGGUGAGCACUGUUUUGAAGGAGUAUGGGUCCUCGGCUGGUCAAAGGUGUUGUUGUGAAUGUGGUCACACCAGGGAGCUGUUGGACAGGAGACUGAGUUGUCCAGCCAUAUUACAGAGGCAUCACUCUUGAUUCUGCUACGGUAUGGGGUGUUAUGGACGUAUGAUACAGGAUAUUGCUACAGGGGGGUGCGAGAGUUUCUCUUGAACAUCAUCUACCUACUCGUACUGGAUCGAUAUAGCUACCUUAUUUCUUGGAGGUUAUGCCAUGCCAAUGGAUAUCUGGACAGCAUUUUACGUCAUGACCGAUAACUGAGUAACACUGUACGUCAUGACGAUAACUGAGUAACACUACGUCAUGACCGAUAACUGAGUAACACUGUACGUCAUGACCGAUAACUGAGUAACACUACGUCAUGACCGAUAACUGAGUAACACUACGUCAUGACCGAUAACUGAGUAACACUACGUCAUGACCGAUAACUGAGU